AAUCUCGAGAGCAAGAUAUAAUUCUCCUAACGAAAAAAAAGAGCGAUUCAGAACGAAAACGAUCGAACGAUCGAUUGAACGAAAAAGAGAAAUAUAGCGGAAUGUUUGGAAUUGCCGAAAGUAUCGAGUAACAAGUGGCUUUGUGUCGAGAGUCCACUUUCGAUCUUUUCUUCGCGAAAAAUACGUAGUACGCGGUGAUACGCGAUAGUACGCGUAGAGACACAUUCGCAAAAUAUCCUGUAUACAGAAGAUAAAUCUGUGCAGUCAUUCGUAAUAAAAGUGUGAUCUAACACGCGAUAUCUAUCACGAUCCGUGAUAAUUUUCUGAAUAAUUUGUUGUUUCAUGUAGAAGUGUGUGAUUUCCGGGUCAACGCAAAUCAAAUGUCGAACGACAUGGAAGAAUCGACGCAAUUGACCGAUUUAAGCAAUCACCGAGAGCAUCAUCGUCGAUACCAUUAUCAUCAUCAUCAUCAUCAUCAUCAUCAUCAUCAUCAUCAUCAUCAUCAUCAUCAUCGUCACGGAGGUAGAACAUCCGUGAGCGAAAUUGGUGAUGAUGAGUGCAGCACCGACAGCGGUUGCAGCAGCGGCGGCAGUAUCGGAAGUGGCGAACAUCUGUCACAGCGAGACAGCGGUGAACGAUCGUGCAGAUCUAGCAGAUCUAGCAGAUCUCCGGGAACGCACUACUAUUCGGAACGACUGCGUGCGACGCGGUCGCAAGAGCGACUCGGCGUUAGCGUGCAGAGAUCAUCGGAGCGCACUUGGAGCCCUCCUGAAAACAUCAGAAAUCUAUCUCGCGCGGGUGGUAUCUCACUUGCUUCGUAUCCCUCUAGCCCUUCGGAUGCGCACAGUAGUAGCGAUAGCGACUCUCUCAAGAGGCUUUCCACCGCGGAGACUCUACGACGAGCGUUUCAGAGUUUGAAGAUCACCUCGUCCAAGUGGAAUAGCAACAAGGAGAAGAAACACGCGAAGAAGAGUCCGAAGAGAAUUUUACGCAGCCCAGUGCCCUACGUAUAUGUCCGAGGACCAUCCGGUCUACCCACUCAAAGAAUUCCCCGAAAUUCCAUUUUUCAGCAUAAACGAUAUAGCCCUACCGAUAUAGUUCUUAACCAAGACCUGAUCGGUCUCUACUGAUAAAUAUCGACACA
Molecule: messenger RNA, 1144 nt
Organism: Pogonomyrmex barbatus (red harvester ant)
Lineage: Eukaryota; Metazoa; Arthropoda; Insecta; Hymenoptera; Formicidae
Source: RefSeq, a predicted model, not a curated record